Molecule: messenger RNA, 701 nt
Organism: Helianthus annuus (common sunflower)
Lineage: Eukaryota; Viridiplantae; Streptophyta; Magnoliopsida; Asterales; Asteraceae
Product: guanine nucleotide-binding protein subunit gamma 2
Exons: 5
Coding region: 144-479 (111 amino acids)
Biological process (GO): G protein-coupled receptor signaling pathway
Source: RefSeq, a predicted model, not a curated record
UUUUGCACACAAAAAACAAGAACAAUUCCUAGAAAAAGCCUUUUUGUCGCUCACUGUUCCUACCAAAAGUCUUGUUUCUUUCUUGGUCUUGCAGCUGAUCGGUUUUAACUUUUUAGGGUUCACAAAGGAUCCUGAUUCGGGAGAUGCAAUCGGAGCAGGUGAGAUCCAUGGUAGCAGACACAACUGUAACAGGGAAGCAUAGAAUUUCUGCUGCAUUCAACAAGCUUCAGCAAGAAACUCAUUCCUUACAGAAAGAGCUAGAACAACUUGAGAAUACGGAAGCAGCUUCAAGCGUAUGCAAGGACAUCCUGCACGAUGUAGAAACAAGGCCGGAUCCACUACUUCCAAUAACAAGUGAACCAAACCCAUCAUGGGAUAGAUGGUUUGAAGGACCUCAAGAUAACUUACGCACGAUAUGUGUCCUGAUGAAAAUAUAUGGAAGUGGUCUUGUUGGAGAUCAUGUUUUGGUAGCAUGCUGACAAAUUCAUUGUUCUUCCAAAGAACAUGCAGUCUUGUUGUACAUUGGUGAUUUCACCCUCUGUUUAGUCUUCUCAAGCGGAUGAUGUUAUUUUGUUUUAUGUUAAUUGCUUGUUGGAUGACAAUGACAUAGAUCAUUACAAUGUCUUUGUAAUUAUGUUACUUUUUUAGUAUUUUUUUUAAUAUAAUUUCACUAGGAAAAAUAUGGCGGUUGGAAUUAUAAA